Cylindrotheca closterium is the source of this 585-nucleotide messenger RNA. The record is from the annotation of a GenBank genome assembly. NCBI's taxonomy places the organism in Eukaryota, Bacillariophyta, Bacillariophyceae, Bacillariales, Bacillariaceae.
AUGAGUGGAAGAUUUCAGAAUACUGGACAUGGUUCCAAUGGAAGAAAUGCUGGACAAAACAGAUCACAGCAAGGCCAAGGCAAUGGUCAAUACAAUGGAAAGAAGACUGGCAAUGGUAGCCAGAAAGAGAAGAAGUUUCAUCCUCUGGUUAGAGGAAACAUUCUCGAAUUUAGCUUUGAUGAAGUAAAGAAGACAUUGGUAAUCAAAAUUGUGAAGCUGACAUUGGUAUUGGUAACUGAUGACAACAAUCCUGAUAAGGAGAUAAAGCAUGAAGAAAGAAGAACUAAUUAUUUGGCUGAUCAAAAGGAUUGGAAGACCAGAAAGAAGGUGUUUGAUAACAAUAAACGCAACAUCUAUGGAAUGAUUUUGAAGAUGUGCACCGAUCACAUGGUGGACAAGCUUGAACAAGAAGCUGACUUUGACAACAAACUGUUCAAUGAUCCUGUGGAGUUAUUGAUGCGGAUCAAGAAUUUUAUGACGACUACUGUUGAUACAGAAUGGGAAUAUUUUGGUCUGUUGAAGACCAUGAGCAAUCUGAUUAAUUGCCAUCAAAAGGAGAAGGAAAACAUUGCAAGUUUUUUGUAA